GGAGGGCGGCGCCCGGCAGCCCGGGACGCUGAGGGGAGGGCGCCGCUUCCUCCUCGGGCGGGCAGCGCCUCCGCCUCCUCCUCCUCCUCCCGUCCCCUGUCCCCCCCAGCAUGGACAACAAGCCCCUGCUGCAGGAGCGGCCGCCCGCCUACAGCCCCGCCGCGCAGGGCGCGGGUUACGACUACGGGCAGAGCAACUACGGCGCCAUCCCCGCCCCGCAGCCCGGCUUCCAGCCGCCCCCGCCCUACCCGUACCCGGGCGCCGCGGCUGCCGCAGGAUAUGCUGUUCCUCCACCGACAUCACAGCCAAACUAUUCGAGCACAUACACCAUUAUUCAACAGCCUGCUACCACCACUUCUGUAGUAGUAGUUGGUGGCUGCCCUGCCUGCAGGGUUGGCGUUUUGGAGGACACCUUCACCUGCCUCGGUGUUUUGUGUGCCAUUGUAUUCUUUCCAAUUGGGAUUCUGUUCUGUCUUGCACUGAGGCAGCGAAGAUGCCCUAAUUGUGGGGCGGCUUUUGGCUAAAGGGGACGAUCGUGGACGUGCUUAUGGAAGCUACAACUGUUAGCAUACUCUUUCUAAUGUAAAUGUCAUGUACAAUCAUUUUAUUUGCUUCAGACCUGUUUUUGUAAAGUGUGAAGAAAUUUAGUCUCUUGCAUGUAAUUUAAACUUAAUCUUUUAUGAGCAUGUGCAUUGCAAAACAUGAAAACCCAACUUGUUUUCCAUGUUUAGUGGCACCUCUUGAAAACUAAAUAAAACUGCUUUUCCUUUUUUGCAA
Molecule: messenger RNA, 777 nt
Organism: Cygnus atratus (black swan)
Lineage: Eukaryota; Metazoa; Chordata; Aves; Anseriformes; Anatidae
Gene: BRI3
Product: brain protein I3
Exons: 3
Coding region: 111-524 (137 amino acids)
Source: RefSeq, a predicted model, not a curated record